AUGACAAGUGGACACGUGCGACCCGAGCCUUGGCCUCCGAUGUGGCGGGUCGUCGAGCGCGUGGUGCAACUCGGCCCACCCGAGGAUGCCGUCACCGGGACUUUGCUCUCAUCCUCCUCCUCCUCCUCGUCGUCUUCCUCCGCCGCGGCUGGUGCCAUCGCCACGAGUCAACAGCAACAACAGUUGGGUCCACCGUUGCAUAAUCACCAUCACCACUGGGCGGCUCAUCAGCAUUACCUGCCGCCACCGCCGCCGCCGCCGUUGCACCCGCUCGCGUUGCCCCCGGCCGUGGUGUCUUCGUCGUCCUCCUCGCCGGUCGCGUCCUCCUCGUCGUCGUCGACGUCGUCCUCGGCAGGGGCGGCCGGUGCGCCCUCGAGUCACGGCUACCCGCACGAGCAACAGGAGCACCAGCAGCAACAAUCAAAUGUCGUUACCCAGGAUACUAGUCCCAGUCAGCAGCAUCAUCACCAGCGUUCGAGUGUCAAGAGGCCCAUGAGCGACUCGGACUGCGACGACGUGUUUUCCGAGGAGAGCGGCAAGGAGCCGUGCAACUCCCCGGGCGGGGAUUCGUGGCAGCACACGUCGCGCAAGAGGCGCAGAGGCAUGAUCGAGAAAAAACGCCGGGAUCGGAUCAACGCGUCGCUCGGCGAGCUGCGACGGCUCGUGCCCGCGGCGGCGCGCGAUCCCCACAGCGGAAAGCUCGAAAAAGCCGAGAUCCUACAACUCACCGUCGAACACCUCAGGACGCUGAAAAACAAAGGAGUCGAGGGUUACGACAGCAGCAAACUGGCCAUGGAUUACCACGCGGUCGGUUGGGGCGAGUGCGCGGCCGAGGUUGGCCGCUACCUGGUCACGAUGGAGGGCUUCGACGAGCGUAACCCGCUGCGCUUGCGGCUGCUCUCGCACCUGCAGAGCUUUCAGCGCGCGGCUGAGCAACAACAGCCCCCGCCACCCCCAACGCAGUCCCAGCAGCACCCCCACGCGCCCCAUCAUAUCCACGGCCAGCACCACCAGAGCCCGUACCCACCGGGAACGGAGAUCGGCCCGGCCGGUCCUUUGGCCGCGCCCUGGCCCCCUGCCCAGUACUCGGCCCAGUAUCCGGCUCAGUACGGGCAACAACAGCACGGCAAACCCUACAGGCCCUGGGGCGCCGAGCUCGCCUACUGA
Molecule: messenger RNA, 1167 nt
Organism: Copidosoma floridanum
Lineage: Eukaryota; Metazoa; Arthropoda; Insecta; Hymenoptera; Encyrtidae
Gene: Hey
Product: Hairy/E(spl)-related with YRPW motif
Biological process (GO): regulation of DNA-templated transcription
Molecular function (GO): protein dimerization activity; DNA binding
Source: RefSeq, a predicted model, not a curated record